UCAAUCUGAUUGGCUGAGAGAAAAACCCGGCAGAAACAACGAGAAGCUGGAUUUAUACAUCCUCCGGCUGAGGUCCGUGGAAAUUGUUUUCGGACGGUUGAAACUGUUUAUAAGGCUGAAAAUAGCACAGCGUUAUUACAUUGUGAGCUUGUGUUGCUUUUUAUGCUUACCUCACCUGAGCGAAUCGUGCUUAGCACAGCAUUUAACAGCUAGCAAGCUACAAAGCAGUAGCAGAAGGUUUAUUUAGUUUCCUACUCGUUUUCCGGAAACCUCCCGCAUUUUGCACGUGCACUCCCAAGAAGACAGCUGAUUGGACAAAUAACCUGUUGGCGGGACCAUUCUGGCCAAGCCUAGCACGGGUGACCGAAUACAGGUGGGAAAAUAAAGAAGAACGGUAGGACUCGGAUAACAGGAAGUUUUAAUCAGAGAGUCCAUGCAUGAUGUAUGAUCCAUCAGAAAACGGUCUGUUUGGUGUGUCUGACUAUGACCAGAUAGAGGACGAGUCCUUUCCCCCUCUCCCACCACCGCUGUCCCCUGGAGAGGGCAACUUCGAUGAGGAGCCUGCGGCCAGCGGAGAGGGUGAAGAGGGAGAACUGUCCAAGCUACCUGAUGUUCCUGUAGUUAAAAGGCGAACAGUUAAGAGACCCCAGCCUAAACUAAACUCUCAGAGGUUGCUAUCUGAACGAGGACUUCCUGCCUUACGUACAUUAUUCACCGAUGUCAAGUUUAAAGGCAAAGGCCAUGAGGCUGAGGAUCUUAAGGUUCUGAUGCGGAAAAUGGAGAACUGGGCUCACAGACUUUAUCCCAAACUACAGUUUGAGGACUUCAUUGACAAACUGGAGGCUCUAGGAGGCAAGAAAGACGUACAGACGUGUCUCAAGCGAAUCCGACUGGACAUGCCUCUGACCCACGAGGAUUUCACUGGAAAUGAUGGCGAUGAAGCAGAGGUCCGCUUCCAAGAAGAUGCAGACCCGUUUGAAGAUCGAAGCUUCUCUGAAGAUCCGUUUAUCCACUCCACUCCUGCUCCGCUCUCUCUUACGGAGGAACAGCAGCAGCGCAUCGAGCGCAAUAAACAGCUGGCCCUGGAGAGAAGGCUGGCUCGACAAAAACAGCUAGAGUCGUCACAGUCAGCGUUCCCAGAUGAACCUGCUGCAAGUCCCACAGCACAUCACCUCAGCCAAGAUGAGCAUAAAGAACUGGAUCAAACCACAGGAAACACUGACACACCUUUAAAUCAGGAUCCUGUGGAGUCUCAGAGCUCCACUCAGUAUAACAAAUGUGACAGUCCAGUUCCAGAGAUAACAAAUGGCAGAGAUAACGAAAGCGACUGAUCAGUUUUACUUUUCCUGAUUGAUGCAGAAUGACUGCCAACAAAUUGUUCAGAGUAAAAAAAACAACAACAACAAAAAACUUUCAAUUGUAGCUGUUGGACCAUGAUGGGUACUUCCUCUGUUAAUCCAGCCAAAUGCUAAUAGACUGCUUGUAUUGUUCUUGACAUCCUCUGUGAGGAUUUAUAAUGAGAAAAGACUGGCUUGAUUUAUGCUUUCCUUACUUCCUGUAAUUAAAUAUAACCAUAAUUAAAAUGCAGAGAUACAGAGAACCAGCUGCUGUAGCUGACCUUUUUAUUAGUAGCUGGUGUUAUUGGGUUCUGUUUAUUGCAUGACUUUCUUUGUUAGGUAUCUGUAAUAAUGGCUGAUGAAUACAGAAUCAGUGAAGAAAUGCACUUACACACAACAAGGUCUAAACUGAUGGUCUCACCUAGUGCUUAGCAGCUUUAACUGUUGUCUUAUAAUAUAUUAAAGCAUAUAUUAUAUCUAAUCCAACUAUCACUAACAAAAGGUUUGAUUAAGAUGAGAGCAUAGAGUUUGUUGAGCUGUUUAGGAAUUUGAGUUUUCAAUAUUCUCAUGCAUUUCCUUUACAUGGUUUGUCUUGGGUGUUCUUUUUUUUUUUUAAGUAUAAUUUUCCAUUCAUGUUUCAUUGGAAUAUUCCAAAUAAAGUGUUUAAUGAUUGUG
This is a messenger RNA of Ictalurus punctatus (channel catfish), 2012 nucleotides long. It is a transcript of the gene tipin, whose product is annotated as timeless interacting protein. NCBI's taxonomy places the organism in Eukaryota, Metazoa, Chordata, Actinopteri, Siluriformes, Ictaluridae. Gene Ontology annotation, biological process: replication fork processing; DNA replication checkpoint signaling; DNA damage response. Gene Ontology annotation, cellular component: nucleus; replication fork protection complex. Bases 438 to 1331 code for a protein of 297 amino acids. The record is from RefSeq and is a predicted model, not a curated record. The transcript is spliced from 8 exons. Gene Ontology annotation, molecular function: DNA binding.